Messenger RNA from Lotus japonicus, 1411 nucleotides. Its product is annotated as GDSL esterase/lipase At4g18970-like. The record is from RefSeq and is a predicted model, not a curated record. The transcript is spliced from 5 exons. The coding region runs from base 43 to 1131 and encodes 362 amino acids. Gene Ontology annotation, molecular function: hydrolase activity, acting on ester bonds. Lineage: Eukaryota; Viridiplantae; Streptophyta; Magnoliopsida; Fabales; Fabaceae.
ACUCUUAUUGUAAAUCUUUCUUUUGCCUUGAGAGAACUCAAAAUGGCUCGUGGGAUGGCUUGUGGGAUUAAAACAUGGUUGAUUAUCGCUCUUGUUGUUCUCUUGGUUGCAAUUGCCAUCAUGCAAAUUUUUGUCCAAAGGAAUACCCAAGUGCCUUGCCUCUUUGUCUUUGGGGACUCUCUGUCUGAUAGUGGUAACAACAACAAUCUUGAAACCCUUGCAAAGGUUGCUUACCCGCCGUAUGGCAUUGAUUUCCCAACUGGCCCAACCCCAACCGGAAGAUAUAGCAAUGGACGAACUGCCGUUGAUAAACUAACCGAGCUCUUGGGAUUUGAGGAUUUCAUCCCACCCUUUUCAAAUCUUAGUGGCUCAAACAUACUCAAAGGUGUCAAUUAUGCAUCGGGUUCAGCUGGAAUUCGCAGGGAGAGCGGCACCAAUUUGGGUACUAAUCUCAACAUGGGGUUACAAUUAUAUCAUCACAUGGCCAUAGUUUCACAAAUUUCCGCCAGACUUGGUUUUCACAAAGCUAAACGACACCUUAAGCAGUGCUUGUAUUACAUGAAUAUAGGCACCAACGAUUACGAACAAAAUUACUUCCUUCCUGAUUCAUUCGAUACAAGCAGCAAGUAUACCCCAGAGGAGUAUGCUAAAGAUCUUAUUAACCGGCUAUCCAACUAUUUACAAACUCUGCAUGAUCUAGGGGCAAGAAAGACCGUGAUUGUUGGGUUGGACCGUUUAGGUUGCAUUCCAAGGGAUGCAAUAUUUGGAUCUUGUGAUGAAGAGCAAAAUGUUCAGGGAUUCUAUUUUAAUGAUCAACUUAAAUCUCUAGUGGAUGAACUAAACAACAAACCCUUUACCAAUUCCAAAUAUGUAUUUAUAAAUACUACAGCCAUAAUCCAUGACAAAUCACAGGGUUUCACGGUUACUGAGAAAGUUUGCUGCCCAACAAAUAAAGAUGGAGUUUGUAAUCCUGAUCAAACUCCAUGUCAAAAUAGGAAUGAAUAUGUGUUUUGGGAUGGAAUUCACUCUACAGAAGCUGCAAACUUAGUCACUGCAACAAUUUCAUAUAGUACAUCAAACACAGCCAUCGCUCACCCAACAAAUAUCAAAAAGCUUGUUCAAAAGAAAUAAAUUGGUGAAGGGGGGUCCUUACAUAAGCUCAAGUUAGAUAUCUUGCUUGAUCAUUCAAUUCAUAUAUAUUUUAAGCACAAUAAGUUGAGUUAAAUAUGUAGCAAUAAAUAUUUUAAAGUCUUUGCCGCUCCUUUGUUUUCUUGUUCUAGUAUCAUCUUUCAAAUUAGUUCAAGUUUGAUCUUUGCCUUGAUACUUGGUAGGCUUCAUUUAGCUUUAUGCAGCUAUGUAUUAUGUAUUUGAUACCAGGCCAGGUUUGGUUGAGAUAAAAUCACGGUUAUCA